This is a messenger RNA of Pseudopodoces humilis (Tibetan ground-tit), 6089 nucleotides long. It is a transcript of the gene RTKN2, whose product is annotated as rhotekin 2. Gene Ontology annotation, biological process: hemopoiesis; positive regulation of cell population proliferation. NCBI's taxonomy places the organism in Eukaryota, Metazoa, Chordata, Aves, Passeriformes, Paridae. The record is from RefSeq and is a predicted model, not a curated record.
GGAGGUUUGAAUGGCGGCGCCGCCGAGGAGGAAGAGGAGGCAGAGGCCGGGCGGGCUAGGCGCCGCGGGGCCGGAACAUGACACUCAAGAGAAGAUCAACUUUGAGGUCCACAUGCGAGAAGGCAUCUGCAAACUGCUCUCAGUGAGCACGCACAAGGAGCAGCUCCUGUGUGCGGUGAAGAACCUGAUGGUUUGCAAUGCUCGCAUACGGGCCUAUGGGGCAGAGCUGCAGGGCCAAAAGGAGGACCCCAGUCUGGGAAGGACUGAUGACCAGUCUUCAGAAAACGGGACAAAGGACUGGAUGGCAUGCAGAGCAAAGAUUGCUAUAUCAGAUGUUCGAAUACCAUUAAUGUGGAAACGCUCUGACCACUUCAGCAAAAAAGAAAAAUCACAGCGCUAUGCAGUGUUUUGUUUAUUCAGAAUGGGGGCUGAGGUUUUUGAUACUGAAGUGACUAUUGUGGAUGAAGCAAUAACAGAUAUCUGUUUUGAAAAUGUUACCAUAUUUGAUGAAGCAAGCCCAGAUUUCCAGGUGAAGGUUGAAGUAUAUAGCUGCUGUAUAGAGGAGUCUUUAUAUAUAACAAGCACUCCUAAGAAACUGGCAAAGAAACUUAAAAUGUCCCUCAGCAAAGCUACUGGGAAGAAACUCAAAGCUGCACUGGAGGAAGACAUCACUGAACCCCUUUUGCCUGCUGACCCAGUCGUUCAUGGAGCAAAGUACAGUUUGCUAGCAUCCACCACUUUGGGGCUGGAAAGUGCUGAGGACAAUUUCAGGACCCACAGCCUUACCAUUACAGGAAAUGAGGAAUCCUCUUUUUGGCUACCCCUGUAUGGAAACAUGUGUUGCCGUUUAGUUGUCCAGCCCUCCUGCAUGGCCAAGGAUAUGAUGGCAGGAUUUCUAAAUCAGCAGCAAAUGGUAGGAGGUGUAAGGAGCUGGAGGAGGCUGUAUUGCAUACUGAGAGGUGGAAAACUCCUUUGUUAUUACUCACCAGAAGAAGCUGAGGCUAAAGUGGAGCCAGCACUGACAGUUUCCAUCAACAAGGAAACCAGGAUUCAAGCUGUUGAUAAGGACUCCAAGAGAAGAGCUAACAACUUCUCUGUUAUCAACCCCGUGUCUGGAGAGGGUGUGACGCAGCAUUUUGCUACUGACAGUAGGAAUGAACUUCACAAAUGGAUGGAGGCUUUCUGGCAGCACUUUUAUGAUCUGAGCCAGUGGAAACAUUGUUGUGAGGAACUUAUGAAAAUUGAGAUUAUGUCACCACGGAAACCAUCUUUGUUCUUGACAAAGGAAGCGACCUCUGUCUACCAUGAUAUGAGCAUUGAUUCUCCAGUAAAACAUGAGGGCUUAGCUGAUAUCAUACAAAGGAAAAUUGAAGAGAGUGAUGGUGAGUUCCUACUUGGCCAGGAAAAAGAGUCUGCAUCUGCCCUAUGGGCAUCACUCUUUGAUGGAUCUCAUGAGAUGACUGUUGAGAAAAACAUGCAUCUGGACCCCAAAAGAUAUACUACAAGUCCUAAUGGCAGCAGAGGAAAGAAUAGAGCUCCAUCUCCACCCUCUGAUAAGUCACCAUACAGUGCAAAAGCACAGGUGAGCACAGAGCAACUGGACAAGGAAAACUGGAGGAAGCCUGACCAUACAUCUGCCAGUAGCUCUUCCUUUGAGUCAGUGUUAUCUACAAAAAUGCAGCAGCUGCAAACCCCUAUUGCUCCUCCUCGCAAAAUUGGUCCUUCUGGAAAAAGUGUUUUAGCUGGCCUGGGGAAUCCCAUUUCUCUGCUGAGCAAGACCAAGUCUGAAACCAAACCAGUACCCUAGACAGAAGGGCAUCACAGAAAUACUAGACCCCAGGUCCUGGAUGCAUCCAUAGGCAUCAUAUUUAGCUUAAAGGAGUCUUUGGAAUUUAAAGUUUCUCAGCAUUCUCCUAAUACUCUUCAUUAAAACUCUUCAUUUAGCAUAUAGCUCAAGUGUUUCCUGUAAUCCAGGACAUUACUGCUAGCUGCAGUCUCAGCUGUAUUCACUAGUGCUCAUCUAAAUAAUUGCGGGGGUGAGUGGGGUCUGUCUCUGUCUGGAGUAACAGUGCUAUUUCUGAAAACAAUAGUUCAGUACUUUCCUCUUGAAAAAAACCACAGUAUUCAGGGUAACCUCAGUUGUCCCCACAGCAGGGAUGUUACCAGUGCCUCCUACCAGUCCCUCAGCCUAGCCCAGCCACAGCUCCUCAGACUACUUAAGUGGGAAUUCGCACAUAUUUCAGCACAGAUCUUGCAAAGCUGAUUUUCUUGGCCUUCAUGCUUGCUGCAUCUUCUCUCUCCCUUCCUGUUUAGGAAACACUGCUUAUAUGGUAAUCAAGUAUGAAAAGCUUUUGUGCUGUUCUGAAUGGCUCUGUAACACCAUAUGAAUUUCUGAGGCAGUUCUAUCAAUUUAGUGUGAGAUUUCCCAAGUUCCUGCUGGUUCAUGUGCUACUGGAAUGUACCAGGGUCUUUAAGCAAAGAUGUGAUCCAUCACUGCUGUUUAUUUUGGGCUAAGACAAGGGUUUAAAAGCAGUUGCUGGGUAUGCACAUGUGCUCAUCUUACGGUUGCUUUUCCUGACAAACCUGGCUCCUGACAAACCUGGCUCUGUAACACAGCUCCUCCUUUGUGGAGCCUCUCAGCUGUUCCUGGUAGUGAACUGGUUUGUAAACAGGCAGUGUUACUGGAAAGUAAACAGGUUUUUCACUACUUGUUCUUUCUGCAAUAGCAGAGAAGAAGCACUUCAGGUGACGAUACUGAGCUUCGAUAUUCUUUCAUCAGACUGUUCACCACUUCUGUAAGAAGUAUGGGUUGUUAGGGUUCCUGUGGCACCUCCAGCACAUCUACUGCAUAAGGAAAAGCUGUAUGCUCUCAGAUCCACAGUUUAAAUGCCCAACAGUUUCCUUGGUUGAUGCAUUUGUCUCAGAUGCUGGAACUUAUCCAAAGACAAAGGUCUGCUUGCAGUUCUCCCUCUGGAGUCUUGGUGCUCAGACCUGUGUUGAGAGGGUCAUAUAAGCAACUGUAUACAUACAGUUCAUUUUUAUUAUUUUUUUUCCAAAGUUUGGAUGACUCUGGGAGCUUUACCAUUUCUCCAGAAGACACUGUGGGCAUGGUUGGUUGAUUUUAUCUAAUUUUUUUGUCUUCUGCUAAGCUCUUGGCUGCACAGUUGUAAAGGUAUUUGCUGAAUUCCCUCAGUAGUUCAUUUGGGAUGGGGUUUCAAGGCAAGUUUCAUUUACAAAUCCUUUUGCAGGAUUAGAGCCCUUUGUUCUAGAAUGUCCUUGUUCAUUCUUUGUUUAAUCACAUUCCAUUUUCCCUCUGAAACAACCAUAAUCAUUCUUACAAUAAAUCAUGCUCUUACUUAAGUGGAUGGUUUGUGAAGAGCUUAUAAAUAGGAACAGAAAAACUGAAGAAAAACUACAUGAUUAUGUAAAUCAGACAGUGAACUAAGUGGACUGUACAACUCUGAGCAAGAAAUGGGAAAAAUUUGGGCAUGGGGGGAAUCAUAUUUUCCAAAAUGCAACUGCAGUUUAUUUAGUUUUAAAUCUAGCCCUAAAUGUUUCUGUGCUCAGAAAGAAAAAAAACAACUUUUAUUGGUAACCCCCUUUCAUUUUGUAGUUAUAGUUAAAAAAAAACCCUCAUAAAUAUAUGAGGCAUAUAUACGAGGCACCAUAAUAAGGAUUUAUUUUUAAAUUCAGCAGGCCAUUGAACUUCAACAAGCAGUUUCUCUAUUAAAUUCAGUGGCUUUGUUUUGAACUGUACAAACAUAUUUUUGCAAGGCAUUUAAUAUUAAUUUGAAGUCUUCAAGUGAUGAGAAUUCACUCAUACCUCCUGUUGCAAUACUUAAUUACCCUAGGUACAUUUUUCACUUGAUUUUCUAUUUGCAUUUCUAGCUCCACCUUAGGUUAUUUUGGUCUUUUUAUGCCUUUGAUUGCUUAUAUUGAUCUCUGUAGUAUCAGCUUUUCUAAUUGCCUGUGUGUAGUUAUAAAUCAUGAUUAUGUCCCCUUUAACCUUUUCUCUGAUGAGAUGUACUGAAUUCCUUAACUUUCCUAUGGCAGUGAAUGUUAUCCAAGACUAAUUAAUCUUCACAUUCUUCUCUGUAAUUCUCAUAUGUAGAAAUAUUUGUAAGGGUGACAUCUGAAUUAGAUGAUGCAUGUCAAUAGUGAUCCAUCAGGACUGUAUAGAGCCAUAAUGUGAUGCUUUUACUCUGAUUAAUAUCUUGCUCACUUUCUUUCCUUAAAAAUUACAUUAUCUUUUUAUUGGUAGAAGCACUGCCUUAGAUGCUGACUUUUAUGGGCCAAGUCCUCUUCAGAGUCUUUCUCAAGAAUAUGGUACAUCAUCCUCUUAUUACCUUACCUUAUAUUUUCUUGGAAAUACACAUUGUAUUUUGCCAGCAUUAAAAUACUGCUCAUGAAGUGAUCCAGAUUGCUCUGUGUAAGUAACCUGUCCUCAUUCUUUACUACUCCAGCAGUCUGCAUUUCCUUUGCAAAUUUAUUGCAAAUGAUUUUUACAGUUUAUUAUAUAUAUCAUACAUUAUAUAUAUCAUUGAUUUUUAAAAUUGAAUGCAAGGCAAGGUUUGUAGAGAGAGGUGGUAAAUUUUUAUUACAGCAGUGACGUGUAGGUAAGGGGUGGGGAAAAGCAAACAGACAGGCCAUUGAUUUCUGUCCCGUUUAUCCCAGAGCCUUUACCUACUUUGAGUAAGGUGGCAAACAGCUAUAUUUCUUGCUGAAUCCCUAUUAAUACUGUAUCUUGAAAUUAUUACUAUGAUAUUUUAAAGAAAAUUACAUGUUCAUCUUGUUUUCAGAAAGUUACUUGGGGUUCUUGUGGGUAACACCUCAGUGCAGGUGUCUUUGGAAGCCAAGCUUAAUAUAUCAAAGAGUAAAAUGUAACCUGAUGUUCAGUACCUAUUCUCUGUGAAGCUGUGUCAAUAUUUUAUAUCGAUCCUUAAAUUAGACUCAUGUGAGCCAGCUCAUGAUAUUGCAAUGACCAUCACUAAGCAAACAAGGCCAUUGAUUAUUCUGUUCAUCUGCUUCAGAACUAUAUAAUCCCUAUUCUGAAGAAUGAGUUGAUUGUUGAUUUCAGGUAUUAGUAUUUACUGUUACUUCAUCUUUCUUUUCUUCCCCGCCUGUUCCUGCCUUCUGUAUUGCUAUUAUUGCCUUUGCAUCUUCUGUGAAGCAAGUUGGUUUAGCCAAUAAAACCUGCAGCUACCAGGAAACGCAGAGCUCAGCUAUACAAUAAAGUCAGUGCCCCUCAAGGAACUGCUGCUCCCUGGCAGUAGAUGAGAAUGUAAUGUUUCACCAUCUUAACAGCUGCAUUUGAUCAUGAGGAUGCUUUAAUUGCAUGACUCAAAAUAGCAGUAAUCAAAACCCAAAAGUCAUUUGGCAGCCUCCUGCUGGGAUAAGGCUUGGAGGACAGCAGAAGGCCUGUGGCUUCUCCAGCCCUUUGUGUCCCACUCCCUUGUGUUCGAAUUUGUGUAGGCAAGUUGGAAUACUAUCACCUAGCAGGGAAGUCCAUUGAGAAACACAUCUCCCAGGAUGAAUGGCUUAAACAAUCCGGUGUAGCACAGGGAGGAUGUUGGUAGCACCUGCUGAACUAUGCAUGGGAUUAGAGGCUUUUCUGAGGAAUGUGUCAGGCCUGCUCUGAAAACUGUACCUGUUUGUUCUCUGCUGGGAUGAAUUAAUGCUGCUUAAAACCAGAAUUAAGUGAUUGGAUGCAGUCUUGAAGUGGGGCAGAGACAGGAGUCAGCCUGAACUUUUCUUAUAAGAAGUUCAGCUUGAAAGUAAUUGCUAGUUCAAACUUGAAUAUAAAUUUCACAGAACAUGAACUUAUGAAAUAUUGACUGAACAAAGACUUAAUUUAUUAACUUUUUAUAUUUACCUAAUGCCUUCAGCUGUUUACUUGGUCUUGGAGUGGUAGAUGGUACCUUCUGUGGUUUUAAAGGUAUUACCUUCAAAUGCUUAGAUUUUUACUAGGAUUGUGAUUUUUAUUUUCAUAUGGUAAUAAUACUAAUAGUUAUUUUAUGGUGGCUUGUAUGUAUUUGGAAAUACUGCCAUAGUAUUCAGUGGAUUUUUAAUUAAUGCAAACUGCCAUAAUA